Molecule: messenger RNA, 2019 nt
Organism: Bubalus bubalis (water buffalo)
Lineage: Eukaryota; Metazoa; Chordata; Mammalia; Artiodactyla; Bovidae
Gene: TRA2B
Product: transformer 2 beta homolog
Exons: 9
Coding region: 154-1020 (288 amino acids)
Biological process (GO): positive regulation of mRNA splicing, via spliceosome
Cellular component (GO): spliceosomal complex
Molecular function (GO): RNA binding
Source: RefSeq, a predicted model, not a curated record
GAGCCCAAGCGGAGGCGGCGCGGAGCGUUUCGGCUCUCAGCGGCUCGGGAACACAGCGUGUGGUGCGAGCCUGCGGCGGAGCCUCUACACUGAAGGCGCGAGAGGUUGGCAACUUUGAUUGAAGCACAUCGAGCGGCGACAGCAGUGGAAGUCAUGAGCGACAGCGGCGAGCAGAACUACGGAGAGCGGGAAUCCCGUUCUGCUUCCAGAAGUGGAAGUGCUCAUGGAUCUGGGAAAUCUGCAAGGCAUACCCCUGCAAGGUCUCGCUCCAAGGAAGAUUCCAGGCGUUCCAGAUCAAAGUCCAGGUCCAGAUCUGAAUCUAGGUCUAGAUCCAGAAGAAGUUCUCGGAGGCAUUAUACAAGGUCACGAUCUCGGUCCCGGUCCCAUAGAAGAUCUCGUAGCAGAUCUUACAGCAGAGAUUAUCGAAGACGGCAUAGCCACAGUCAUUCUCCCAUGUCUACCCGCCGGCGUCAUGUUGGGAAUCGGGCAAAUCCUGAUCCCAACUGUUGUCUUGGAGUAUUUGGAUUGAGCUUGUACACUACAGAAAGAGAUCUAAGAGAAGUGUUUUCUAAAUAUGGCCCAAUUGCUGAUGUAUCUAUUGUAUAUGACCAGCAAUCUAGACGUUCAAGAGGAUUUGCCUUUGUAUACUUUGAAAAUGUAGAUGAUGCCAAGGAAGCAAAAGAGCGUGCCAAUGGAAUGGAGCUUGAUGGACGUAGGAUCAGAGUUGACUUCUCCAUAACGAAAAGACCACAUACUCCAACACCAGGAAUUUACAUGGGGAGACCUACCUAUGGCAGCUCACGCCGUCGAGAUUACUAUGACAGAGGAUAUGAUCGAGGCUAUGAUGAUCGGGACUAUUACAGCAGAUCGUACAGAGGUGGAGGAGGAGGAGGGGGAGGAUGGAGAGCUGCUCAAGACAGGGAUCAGAUAUACAGAAGACGGUCACCUUCUCCCUACUAUAGUCGUGGAGGAUACAGAUCACGUUCCAGAUCUCGAUCAUAUUCACCUCGUCGCUAUUAAAGCAUGAAGUUGAAGACUUUCUGAAACCUGCCCUAGAGUUGGGAUAUUGUUUGUGGACAAUAUUUUUUAUUGUCUCCUGUUUAAAAAGUGAACAGUGCCUAGUGAAGUUAGGUGACUUUUACACCUUUUAUGAUGACUACUUUUGGUGGAGUUGAAAUGCUGUUUUCAUUCUGCAUUUGUGUAGUUCGGUGCUUUGUUCAAAGUUAAGUGUUUUCAGAAAAGUAUGUUUUGCAUGUAUUUUUUUACAGUCUAAAAUUUUGACUGCUGAGAAGUUUCUAUUGUACAGAACUUCAUUUAAAUGGUUUUUCUACUGAAUCCAGGGUAUUCUGAAGAUCGAAGCCUGUGUGUAAAAUGCUACCAAAUGGCAAAAAGCAACAAUAAAGUUUGGUUUUUACUUUUCUUUCUAACAUAUCAAUGCUUAGCAGAACUAUUCAGAUUAGAUUGUCAGUAGUAAAUUAAAGACAAAAAUGCCCGUUUUCCUCGAGUCCAUGAAACAUACCAUACUUAAUAUACCUGCAAUUAAGUGAUAAAAAUUAUGCUCUGUAACUCUAUACUGCUAGUGUUAAAAACUAAAGAUCUUUCAAUACAGCAAAUGCUUAAUGCUUAUAUAAAUGUGAAUUUGUCAGCCUUUAUGUAAUCUGUAUUAUAUAUAGCAGGGAAUAAGAUGAGUUACACAAUGUAUGCCUUAAAAAGGCUAUUUCUUAAAGCUGUUAGAAGGGGAUAAUGGUAUUUCAAUUAGUUAUCAGCAAGUGACAAUACAUUCCACCACAAAUGUACUCUUGUUCUUCUAGCUUUUAAGACUAUAUGGAAAAACUGGGUGCUUCAGAGUUUUGAGAAAAAAGAAGGGAACACUACACCUGUGUUGUGGAUGAUCUGAAGACUUUGCCUGUUCAUUUUUUAAAUAUUACUUUCAGGUCCUUUGCUUACCAAAGGAGGCCCAAUUUCACUCAAAUGUUUUGAGAACUGUGUUUAAAUAAACGCAAAUGAAAAGACUAAAAA